Molecule: messenger RNA, 1356 nt
Organism: Physella acuta
Lineage: Eukaryota; Metazoa; Mollusca; Gastropoda; Physidae
Source: RefSeq, a predicted model, not a curated record
UAGAUGAGCCUUUGAAUAAAGCUGUAUCACUGUAUAACAAGAGAAAAAGUGAAUUGGAAGCAACUGCUAAACUGGCAACAUAAGCGAUUGAUACACUGAAAGAAAAGCUGACCUUAUUGUCUGAAAAGAAAUGUCAGUUGGAAAAAAAGUAUGUUAAAAUGAGAGAGAAAAAUCCAUCUUUAGUAAGUGCUGUAAACAUUCAGACCCUCAGCGAUGAUGUUAAAACAGACGCUGAAAAGGUUAAGCUGCUCCUACAGUCUGUGACCAGACAACAUGAUUUACUGCAAGACAGGCUCGGUAGAAUAGAAAAUAACUUGCAGCGUCAACGACGUGAAAUUAUUGAAACAAAAAAGGAAGAGGCAACGUGGAAUUCAUGUUUAACUAAAAUACAAGCAAGACUGGAAGAUGUUGUAAACUUAUCAGGUAUUCGCUGCCAGGUUAAAGAUGAGAAGAAUGUGCAGGUGGAAUUUCUGUCCCCACUUGAGAAAAUUGAGGAGGAAUCUUCAAGUGACAAAUCACGACUGAUUGUCUUGUUGGAGGUGUGUGAGGAUCACCUAGGUUUUCUUCAGCUGACCAACGCCAAGACUAACCAAGUGAUCUGUGGGUCAGAAUCCAUCAUUGAAGCUGCUCUGGCUGACAAAGACGUUCAUAAACUUAUUUUGGAGCUGAAAACUCUUUGGUCGUCUCAGGUUCCAUUAAUCACUGAGAUUCAGCAGUUGAGAAAAAAGCAUGCAAUUGACUGGAUACCUGAGAAAAAUCUUCUCUAUCUGAUGGUGAAGAAUAGCUGCAGUGUUGUGUGUACACUAACUGUUCCCCCACAAUACCCUGCUGAGGGUGAUAUUACAUUGGAAAGCAUUAUGGGCCCCAGCAAUGAAAUUACAGUUAAAGAUGUCAAGCCCCCAACACAAACUACCCUUACAGCAUGGAUCAGUCACCUGGAAAACCUACCUUGGAAGAUAAGUUGAUGAAAGAAUCAGGCUAAUAAUAAUAUUCAAAUACACUCAGGUUUUUGAAGCUGCACAAUAUUAGAAAAUAAUGUAGAUUUUUUUUGUGUAUUCUGUAUUUCUACAGGUUAGAUAGAGCUUGAUAAAGCCAGUGAUAUAAACUUUAUGUAAAAGACAUACAUUUGUAUUUCUUUCCUUGUGUUUCAGUAGUUUAACCAAAACUAUAUAUUUCAACCUGGUCAAAACCCAGCACACAAUAAACUCACAAACCUGCACUCUAUCUAAUUAGUAAGUUAUCAACCAAGCUUGUCAUUCUAAUAACAAUAGUCUUUAAACUACUUAAAGGUUCAUAGAAUCGCAUGUAUUUUUGUCUAAAAUAAAUGUACAUUCUGUAAAUUUUAUCAAUAUUGUG